GCCUCUGCAUUUGAACAAUAUGAUGAGUAUGCUUCAAAUGGCAUUCAUUGCUUCGGUCUUCAGCAUCUUAGCUGGCCAAGGCUCUGACUGCAUGGAAAUCAUUGGAGGUCAUGAUGUUAAAGCAUAUUCAAGACCUUAUAUGGUGUCCAUCCAGGUGAACAAGCAGCAUGUAUGUGGAGGAACACUGAUCCACGCAAAAUGGGUUCUGACUGCAGCAAACUGUGCACAAUUGAUCAAGAAAAAGAAAGCCACAGUUGUUCUUGGAGCUCGUUCACUCCAAAAGACGGAUAAUAUUGAACAAACCAUUUCUGUUAAAAAUAUUUUCCCACACCCUGAAUUCAAGCACAAAAUAGAAAAUGACAUCAUGCUUUUGGAGUUAGCACAAGCUGCAGAUGUUAAGAAGAAGGGUGUAGAAAUCUUGAAGUUGCCAACUUCAACAAAGGACGUUAAAGCUGGAGUAAAGUGCAGAAUUAUUGGAUGGGGACAAACCAGGCCCAGGGAUAAAAAACAGUCUAACACUUUGAAAGAGGCAACCAUAUCAGUGAUUGACCGGAAAACCUGCAAUAGUAAACAAUAUUACAAUGGGAGCCCAGUUAUAACAGACAACAUGAUUUGUGCAGGUGACAAAAAAGGCAGAAAAGAUUCCUGCCUGGGUGAUGCAGGAGGCCCAUUAAUGUGCAAAAUAAAGACCCUGAGCCGGAAGGAAGACAUUGUUGGAAUUGCUUCAGCUGGAUCCAAUUGCGCAAUUGCAAGACACCCUGGCAUUUACACUCGGCUAACAGAAAAAUAUCUAAGCUGGGUGAAGAAAACAAUUGGAGUUGUAAAUUUUAAUGAAACCCUUGAAGAAAUCUUUCUUAAAAUGAGCAAAAUGUUUCAAGUAGUCUUUAUUGCAUCAAUAAUCAAUGCCUUAGCAAAUCAUGGUUGUGUCUGUGUAAAAAUUAUUGGGGGGCAUGAUGUUAAACCUGGUUCUCGUUCUUUCAUGGCAUCCAUCCAAUGUGCAGAUGAACAUGUUUGUGGAGGAACCUUAAUCCAUGCCCAAUGGGUCUUGACUUCAGCAAACUGUGCAUUUUGUUUUUUUCAAAAGAGAAAAACCUCGGCUGUUCUUGGGACCCACUCCUUGAAAGACAAAAAGAAAGCACAAACACUUAAAGUGAUCUUUGCAGAACAACAUCCUGCGUACAACAAAAACACAGAACAGAACAACUUGGCGCUACUCAAGCUGGAUAAAGCUGCAAAACUGAAUAAGUUUGUAAGGACCCUCCCACUGCCAAGAUCAACAAAAGAUAUUAAAAAUGGAACAAAAUGCGACAUUCUAGGAUGGGGACAAACAGAUGUUGAUGAUGAUGAUUCAUCUGACACUUUGAAAGAAAUUCGUGUAACUGUCAUAAAGCGGCAACUCUGCAACAGUAAACUCUACUACAACCAUAAUCCAGUCAUAACAGAUGAUAUGUUAUGUGCUGGUGAUGAAAAGGGGAGGGCUAAAUCGUGCAGGGGUGAUGCAGGCGGACCAUUGAUAUGUAAAACUCUGAUAAAACAGUUUGCCGGUAUUGCUGCCUUUGAAAAGGAUUGCAACGCUGUGAAUAUGCCUGGAAUUUAUAUGCGUUUAUCCAAGAAUUACGUCAAGUGGAUAAAGGAAACCAUAAAAAGGCAAAUGGACAACACCACAUUAGAGUAAAUUGAAAAGAAAUGAUUGGUUAAAAAAAGUAAGCGUGUGUGCUUUGGGUAGUGAUUUUGAAAAUAGAACAUAAACAAUUGGGCAGUUACACAUGUCAAAAUGCCUCUUCACUUGUUCACUAGUCUCAUAAUUUGGUUGAGCAGCCAUGAUAUUUUGAGAUCUAUGGAGCAAAACAUUAGAAUGCUGCAAUGCGAAAGAAAGCUAAUUAGUGUCAAAUUUAGCUGAGUAGCAUUCCAACGG
Molecule: messenger RNA, 1915 nt
Organism: Stegostoma tigrinum
Lineage: Eukaryota; Metazoa; Chordata; Chondrichthyes; Orectolobiformes; Stegostomatidae
Product: serine protease 53-like
Exons: 10
Coding region: 20-1675 (551 amino acids)
Biological process (GO): proteolysis
Molecular function (GO): serine-type endopeptidase activity
Source: RefSeq, a predicted model, not a curated record